ACACUUGUCAUUGUACGAAUUGCUAGAAAGUAUAAAUAACAUACACGUAAAAGAUUUUACUCCUCUUCUAAUGGUCGUAACUAGUUGUAUGUAUAAAAGCGACUUCAAACGGAGGAAAUGGAGAUGUGGAAUCAUGACAACCACUUGAGGUGGAGUUUGGGGGCGAAAGGUAGUUUAAUAAUAACAAAAUAAUCGUUUUCCAGUAAAAUAUCUGCAUAUGAUUUUUAUGAUAUUAUAAUUUUACGCUAGAAUAUUUUUUUAAUUAAGUUAGCCAACAAAAACUUAAACUAUAAAGUUACUUUAACGAAGGAAACAUAAAAUGGAGCAAGAAAAAAAAUGAAAAUAUCGUUUAUGUCGUUCUAUUUGCACUUCAAACUAAACACGAAAAAAGUAUCGAUCUUACAAAACUAAACACUCACCUGUUCCACAUCAAUCACACUAAUAAUCUAGACUUUAAGUAGCCACAAGUUUUAUGUACCUAAUAUGAUUGGGUUCUUGAAGUCAACUAAACCGAAUAUUUAUAUGUAGAAUGAUCUAUCCACUUACUUUAAAGAUAAGGAAUUCAUGUAUAUGAAGUCAUUAUAAUAAAUCUAAAAUUAAUAACAAAUAUAGAAAAGAGAAACGAAAGGGAGAAAGCAGAGAACACUGAAAAAUUCGAAUAUCUAUAUAUAUACAAUGAACCUCACCACUUGGUUCUUAAAAAAAACACAUAUUCUCUAAGUGUUUAUCUUCUCCCUAUUCCUAACUCAUUUCUCUUAUAUACAAACACAAAUCUUUGACAUCUUUGUCAUCCUCAAAGAUCAUAAAUAUCCCCAAAUUUUGUUUAAUUUUUCUUGUCUUAAAAUCUUAAAAAGCAAAUUAAGAUGGGAUUAAGGAUGUCAGAAUCAGCUAAACCUUACUUUGCAAUGGUUUGCCUUCAGUUCGGAUACGCCGGUAUGAACCUGGUCACUAAAGCCGUCCUUGACCGCGGUAUGAGCCAUUACGUUCUUGUUUCAUAUCGCAACGCUUUUGCCACUGCCGCGAUUGCACCUUUUGCAUUUCUCUCCGAAAGGAAAGUGAGGUCAAAGAUAACGUUUCCAAUAUUCAUGCACAUAUUUGUUCUUGCUCUUCUUGGACCUGUAAUUGAUCAAAAUCUAUAUUACAUCGGUCUGAAACUCACAUCUCCGACGUUUUCAUCGGCCGUCAGCAACAUCGUGCCGGCAAUUACCUUUAUCCUCGCCACUCUUUUCAGGAUGGAGAAAGUGGAGAUGAGAAAAGCAAGAUGUCAAGUGAAAGUGGUGGGGACUUUAGUAACAUUGGUUGGAUCCAUAUUGGUGAUAUUAUACAAAGGUCCUUUCAUCAAUUUCUUCCGAUCUCACCUCAGUACCACCACUUCUUCGCCGUUGGCCGGUAAUUAUCUUAAAGCCACCGCCUUCCUCCUUGUCGCCUCCCUCUCAUGGGCUUCGUUCUUCAUUCUUCAGGCAUCGACUUUGAAGAAAUACUCAGCCCAUCUCUCGUUAUCAACCAUGGUGUGUUUCAUGGGAACGUUACAAUCUUUAGCCCUUACCUUCGUAAUGGAACACAAUCCUUCUGCUUUGAGCAUAGGUCUUGACAUGAACCUUCUCGCUUCUGCCUACGCGGGAAUAAUGUCGUCCAGCAUCGCUUACUAUGUUCAAGGACUUAUGAUGCAACGAAAAGGGCCUGUCUUUGUCACUGCUUUUAACCCUCUAGUCUUUGUAAUUGUCUCCAUAAUGAGCUUCUUCGUUCUCGAGCAAGGAAUCUACCUUGGAGGGGUUCUUGGAGUUGUUGUUUUGACGGUAGGGGUCUAUGCUGUGUUAUGGGGAAAGCACGUAGAUGAUAUCAGUGAGGAACUAUACCGUGAAGAUAACACUGUUUUAGAAGCCGUUAAGUGUUGUAGUAGAAAUUCUGGUCUCUCAAUAAUGCCAAAAAUCAAAGAACCUGAUGAGGAUGUUGAAACCGGGAAAUUUCAGGCAACGGAGAAGGAAUCAUCGUUGGCAGUUAUGGUUUUUUGUAGUGAAAAUGUGAAUAAUGAUUCACGAUUCUAACUAGAUGGUUUUUGUUUGAGGCAAAAUUGGGGAAAAGUAUAACUUCUUUUUGAUACUUAGUUUAAAUUUCAUCCCCUGCUUCAAAAUUUCUAUUUAUAGUUUUGACUCUCUAGAGUAACCAAGGAUUAAUGUACCAUCCAUUUUGAUCUUUAACUAGCUAUAAGCAUAUAUGUAAAUCACUGCAUUUGGUAUUCAUAUCCAACUGCUACAUACCCAUUAUAUUGUAGAUUUAAUGAAAAUACAUAUAAAGAUUGUAUUUCCUCGUUUUCCA
Molecule: messenger RNA, 2316 nt
Organism: Brassica napus (rape)
Lineage: Eukaryota; Viridiplantae; Streptophyta; Magnoliopsida; Brassicales; Brassicaceae
Product: WAT1-related protein At2g40900-like
Exons: 7
Coding region: 864-2045 (393 amino acids)
Cellular component (GO): plasma membrane
Molecular function (GO): transmembrane transporter activity
Source: RefSeq, a predicted model, not a curated record